GAAGAAGAAAAAAAAAUAAAGGUUAAGAAAUGAAACCAAAAGACGCUUGUUCAAGUUCAAUCACAAUCAGGGCUUUGGGGCAGCGCUCUAUCGCUUCCUCAUUUCUCUCUCGCUCUUCUAAUUCUUCAAAUGAUUUUAAAGAAGGUGUUCAGAACAAAGCUUCGAAGAAGGGCUCACACGUGUCGCUCGCGGACUUCCUUGACAGGAAACUGCAUACUACUUCUGUGCCACCCAGAACGGUUCAGGGAAAGUCGAGGCCUUUUUCAUCAUUGCUGGGUCCAAGUCCAAGAGAAUCAAGUGGCUCCAUUGAUGGCCAUAAUGGGGCCAACAAAGGUGGGGAAGCAGAGACAAAUUGUGUGACGGAUAAAGUGUUUUUUGAACAGUUCAAGCAUUCUGGUGAAGACACAGGAGAUUGUGGAGGUUCAUGUAGUGUUGGUGAAGUGGAAAGUUGUAACAUAGAUGAAGCACAAGAAUCAAGAAAAAGGAAGAACCCAUUUCAAGGUGCAGGUGGUGACGAGAAAUAUGUUGCUCGAAAGCAUUUGUUAGUUCUUGGAGGUGAUCCAAAACCGAAGGAAAAAGGAAAGGAUGAGAAAUAUAAUAGCAAGAAGAAGCGAAGACCUCUUUACAAUCACUAUGCCAAUGGCUGUGGCUGGUGGGAUUGCAACAUGGAAGGUGUUGACAACGAAGAAGUAGGCUUCAGUGAGGUAUGGGAAGGGGUGGGCUCUACCACAUUAGGAGGAAUAGAGUGGCAUUGACUUUGAUUGUCUUUGACCAAGUAUUUUAUGAUAUGAUACUAAGACUAGAGAAUGUUUAUUUAUUUAUUUUGUUCUGUA
This is a messenger RNA of Quercus robur (English oak), 833 nucleotides long. RefSeq lists its product as uncharacterized. The record is from RefSeq and is a predicted model, not a curated record. The transcript is spliced from 5 exons. Bases 30 to 755 code for a protein of 241 amino acids. NCBI's taxonomy places the organism in Eukaryota, Viridiplantae, Streptophyta, Magnoliopsida, Fagales, Fagaceae.